Messenger RNA from Adineta ricciae, 1104 nucleotides. NCBI's taxonomy places the organism in Eukaryota, Metazoa, Rotifera, Eurotatoria, Adinetida, Adinetidae. The record is from the annotation of a GenBank genome assembly.
AUGGCUCAGCUUAUUACAACUCAAGCACGCCAUCCAAAGAACUUGACCUCGAAAUCAAUUUCUCGUGUCAAUAAACUACCGAGUAUUGACCGUAAAAAGCAAGACAGCUAUCCCUAUCAUUUAGAACGACUUCCUAAUUUUCAUACAAGUCUUUAUUUGGAUGCUUCAGAAACCGGUGAUAAGACAGCAAGACCUUUUGAAAAUCUCGUGCAUGAGCAAAUCAAUGGAAGAUUGUAUCAACGCGAGCAUCCAUCUGUUACUAGCAGCACAGUUCAUUAUAGUGUAGCUCCGAGUGGUGUUUUACACUCCAAUGAAUAUCAGACUGAGUCUCAAAACUAUUUUUCUGAUCAAAAUUGUGCAUCAUUUCUAUCCAAUGUAAGCUCUGAGUUCGGUAGCCAGUAUGGAUCAUCGACGAUACACGGACUAUAUCAGAGUUCAUCUGGUACAAACUAUCAACAACCCACAGACAAUCAAUUCGGGCAAAAUCCGACGACAUCAACAUACGAAGCUUAUACCAGUGAUCCAUUCUUCAAAUCUCAUAGUUGUUCAUCUCUUUACGACAAACGUUCACUUGAUAUAAUUAAUUGGGAUCGUACGCAACCACGGAAUCUUGAAUAUUAUCGGAAACCUAUCGAUAAUAUUACACCUUCAUCAUCGCUUGCAAAACCAAUCUCCACGUACACUGAAUCUUUUGGAAAGUAUAAGUCACAAACUUCGAAUACGGCUCUUCGGGCUGAGCAACCCAAAUAUUCAAGCAGUUUUUUAACAAGAAAUCCCCGUUGGAUUCGAACCAAUCCUAUACCUAAUGACGAUCUAACUGACAAUCCCUACCUGACCACAACAGCUGACGUUUACAAAGCGCUUCCUAUCGAUUAUCUAUCUCCUCGUCAUUCAAGUAUACAUGGUAUUUUCUCAAAAUCCAUCAGUAAUAUCAUGCCAUACAAUCCCUACAACCCCGUGCAUCAUACAAGCGAAACAACGAACGGUUCACUGGAUUCUCGACCGCAUCUGGUUCUUCGACAAUUACCUAGAAUAAAGCUACCACCAGUCGUACGCCCUAAACCAGCAGUCGAACCUGCAGCUGAAAAUGAACGUAAAGCUUAA